This is a messenger RNA of Cannabis sativa, 772 nucleotides long. Its product is annotated as TPD1 protein homolog 1B. Gene Ontology annotation, biological process: cell fate determination. The transcript has 2 exons. NCBI's taxonomy places the organism in Eukaryota, Viridiplantae, Streptophyta, Magnoliopsida, Rosales, Cannabaceae. Bases 243 to 650 code for a protein of 135 amino acids. The record is from RefSeq and is a predicted model, not a curated record.
UAAAUCUUGAAAGAUUUUCUUUUAGUUAUUUUGCAAGAAAAAAUCUCGAUAUAUAGUUAUUACAAUAAUUGAAUAAUUGAUUAGCAAUUAUUAUAUUUUAUAUAUAUUAAUAAUUAAUAAUAGUGAGUGGCCAAGAACAAAAAGGGUAGGAAUUAUUGAGGUGUUAUAUACCAUAUAUACCUACCAUAUUUCAAAAACUCCAAUAAUAGCAAUAAUAAUAAUCGGCUAUAACCAGAGAAAUAAUGGCCACCAUGUAUAUGCAUAGGUCUAUGAUCACAGCAAUGGUUUUUCUGAUCAUCACUAAUAUUCUCAUCAACAGGGGAAUUUGUGAAAAUUGCAGUUUGGACAACAUAAACAUCGGAACAGUGAGAAGUGGAAGAGAGAUAAAUGGGAAAGCAGAGUGGAACGUGACAGUGAUUAACACGUGCGAGAAUUGUGGUCAGAGUGAGAUCAAAUUGGGUUGUGAGGGUUUUCAGACAGCCAAGCCAGUGGAUCCGGCCACCUUCCUCGACCAAGGCCACGGCCAGUGUCUCCUCAUCAACGGCUCAAUUCUCAAUCCUAAAGCUACUGUUCGAUUCUCCUAUGCUUGGGAUCCUCCUUUUCUCUUUUUCCCUCUCCACUCUCGUAUUCCUACCUCUUGUAAUUCCUAACUUUGUUGUUUUUAUAUAUGUCUUGUCGUUUAAUUACUUUCAGGGCUUGUAUUAUACUAUAUACUACUUUGUGUUUCUGUGCUCUAGCUUCAAUAUAUAUUUAUUUUAGUACAUCCUUAAAA